Messenger RNA from Lodderomyces orthopsilosis Co 90-125, 1506 nucleotides. RefSeq lists its product as uncharacterized. The transcript has a single exon. The record is from RefSeq and is a predicted model, not a curated record. NCBI's taxonomy places the organism in Eukaryota, Fungi, Ascomycota, Pichiomycetes, Serinales, Debaryomycetaceae. Bases 1 to 1506 code for a protein of 501 amino acids. Gene Ontology annotation, molecular function: oxidoreductase activity, acting on the aldehyde or oxo group of donors, NAD or NADP as acceptor.
AUGUCAAUUCCAUUAGAACAACAAGUUACCUUACCAGACGGCCAAAAAUUCACCUUACCCACGGGCUUAUUCAUUAACAAUGAGUUUGUCAAGUCCAAAAGUGGUCACACUUUAGAUUCCAUCAACCCUGCCACUGGGGAAAUCAAUGGUACCGUAUAUGCUGCUGAAACUGAAGAUGUUGAUGUCGCAGUCAAAGCAGCUAAAGAAGCUUUCAAAUCAUGGAGAAAAGUUUCGGGGGUCGAUAGAGGUGUUUUGUUGAACAAAUUAGCCGAUAAAAUGGUUGAGCAAAGAGACUUGUUGGGAUCAAUUGAAGCUUGGGAUUCAGGAAAGACCAAAGAACAAAAUGCUGUUUAUGAUAUAGAUGAAUGUGUUAGUUGUUUUAGAUAUUUUGCGGGAUGGGCUGAUAAAGUUACGGGAAAAGUUAUUCAAAAUGAUCCUAAGAAAUUGGCAUACACAGUUCAUGAGCCAUUAUCAGUUGUUGGACAAAUUGUUCCAUGGAAUUACCCAUUAGCUAUGUCUGCAUGGAAAUUGGCUCCUGCUCUAGCUGCCGGUAAUGUUGUUGUAUUGAAGACUUCAGAAAUUACUCCUUUGUCAAUGUUGUAUGUUGCUACUUUGAUUAAAGAAGUUGGUUUUCCACCAGGCGUUGUAAAUAUUAUUUCUGGUUUUGGAAAGACUGCAGGUACAGCAUUGUGUGUACAUCCCGAUGUUGCCAAAAUUGCGUUCACUGGAUCUACAGCUACUGGUAAAUUGAUUGCCAAAACUGCAGCCGAUACGAUGAAGGCUGUUACUUUGGAAUGUGGAGGUAAAUCACCAUUGAUUAUUAGAGCAGAUGCUGAUUUAGAUCAAGCAGUUAAAUGGGCUGCAGUUGGUAUCAUGUCCAAUCAAGGUCAAAUUUGUACUGCUACUUCGCGUAUCUAUGUUCAUGAAUCAAUUUACGACAAGUUUAUUUCCGCUUUAUCAACUCAUGUUCAACAAGAGUACAAACAAGGUUCUAUGUUUGAUGGAGAUGCAAUUGUCGGACCACAAGUUUCGGAACAACAACGUGAUAAAGUUUUGAAAUAUAUUGAAAUUGGGAAACAAGAGGGAGCUAGAGUUGUAUUGGGUGGUGAAAAGAAUUCCGAAGGUGAAUUAUCAAAAGGUUAUUUUAUUAAACCAACGAUUUUUGCUGAUGUCAAACCUACAAUGAGAAUUGUUAAGGAAGAGAUUUUUGGUCCUGUUGUUUCAGUAGGUAAAUUUAGUACUGAUGAACAAGCAAUUGAAUUAGCCAAUGGUACUGAAUAUGGGUUAGGUGCUGCUAUCUUUACUAAUAAUUUAACAGUUGCUCACACAAUGGCGGCAGAUAUUGAAUCCGGUAUGGUGUGGAUUAACUCAUCUAAUGAUUCGGAUGUUCAUAUUCCAUUUGGUGGUGUAAAAAUGUCAGGUGUUGGUAGAGAAUUAGGGGAGUAUGGUUUGGAUAUGUAUACUCAAGCAAAAGCCAUUCAUGUCAACUUGGGUUUUAAGUUGUAA